Messenger RNA from Penicillium olsonii, 3210 nucleotides. The record is from the annotation of a GenBank genome assembly. Lineage: Eukaryota; Fungi; Ascomycota; Eurotiomycetes; Eurotiales; Aspergillaceae.
AUGUCGAUCGACGAUAUUUACAUCGUCUUCGGGGCCCGCGGACCCCCGAAACGGAAACAAAUCCACCUCCGCGCAAUGUGGCGCGACAACACAUCGAAUACGAAGGUACAAGACGCACAAAUUGUCCGAUGUCUUUUUUUCAUUUCGCAGACCCUGACCUGGACAAGCCUUUUAAUUGUGGGACUUGAGCGUCAACUAAAAUUUGCUCUGCUAGGCUUCAGUCGAUCCGACCCACUUCUCUCCUAUUCUGCGAAUUCAAUUCGGUUUCCCCUUUACAAGAAUCUCAUGGCUGAAAAUUGGUGGUCAAGUGACAGGCGGCCAAGAUUCGUUGAAUUGAGGUCGUCAAGAUGGUUCGUCAUGUUUGUGGUCUCGUUUGCCGCAGGAACAGAUGUCUUUCUCUAUGGAUUGAUCGUCCCAGUGACACCCACUGCACUGAAGGAUAGAGUGGGACUGUCAGACGACAGGAUUCAAGCCUGGACCUCGAUCCUGCUCGCUCUUUAUGCAGCAGCACUUCUGGCAACCGCCCCGGUGGUGGGGUAUAUCGCAGAUCGAGCAGAGUCGCGAAGAUGGCCACUAUUGAUCGGUCUGGUGGCUCUGGGCGCAGCGACAGCCCUGCUGUGCAUUGGUACUCAUAUGGCGCUUUGGGUUGUCGGGCGCAUCUUCCAGGGUGUUGCGGCGGCGAUCGUCUGGACCGCCGGUCUUGCAUUGAUGGUUGACACUGUCGGCCAGGAUGGUCUCGGUCAAGCCAUCGGGUAUGUUUCCAUGGCUAUCAGCGUGGGAACACUAGGUGGUCCGCUUCUUGGCGGUGUUGUCUACCAGAGCGGUGGAUACUAUGCUGUGUUUGGUCUUGCCUUUGGCCUCAUCGGGCUGGACAUUGUCCUUCGACUGCUGCUGAUCGAGAAGCGACACGCCCUGAAAUGGCUUGUCCCAGAACUGAGACCACCAACGGAAAACGAUCCAUUGGAACCUGGAUCGGUGGCACCGGCAGUACCCCCAACCCCAAGCACUGCAUCAGAAACCCAAGGACCCCCCAAGCCUCUUCCUUCGCAGGGCGGUUUAGGCCGGCUCGCCACUCUGCUGAACUCCCCUCGCCUCGUCGUCUCUCUCUGGGGAUACUUCGUCAUCUCCCUCGUCUUGGGCUCUUUCGAUAGUGUUCUGCCACUCUUUGUUCACGACACAUUUGGAUGGCAGCAAAGUGGCCAAGGGCUCAUCUUCAUUCCACUCAUGGUCCCUCACCUCACGGAUCCGCUCACUGGGUGGAUGCUCGACCAUUUCCCCAAAUCCUGUCGCUAUAUCACCUCGACCGCUUUCAUCUGCGCCGCUCCUCUGUUGGUGCUUCUUCGCCUGGUGACAGACAACUCCAUGCAGCAGAAAAUUCUCCUCUGCGCUCUUCUCUCCCUGCUAGGCCUUUGCUUAGCUGUGUCCAUGCCACCUCUGGUGAACGAGACGUUCUACGCCGUGAAAGAAAAAGAAGAUGAAUCCCCGGGUAUCUUUGGCCGUGGAGGUGCUAUGGCUCUUGCGUUCGGGCUGGUGAAUAUGGGUUUUGCCGCUGGCACUCUCAUCGGGCCAUUCUUCGCAGGCUUCAUUCGGCAGAGCGCGGGAUGGGGCACCAUGGGGUGGGCGCUGGCGCUGAUCGCUGGCAUUUCAUCUGUCCCAAUUCUCUUGUUCUUGGGCGGAUGGAUCCUGACGGCCAAGCCGACUUUACCUGGACAUUAUUCCAACAUGGCCGAGAUUCAACACAUAGGUCUCAACGCCACUUUCAAGGGCAGACGUCUCUCUGAAUCGGUUGAUCAAUUUCGAGGGAUCAAGUAUGCCAGUAUCCCGGCUCGCUUCGAGAAAGCAGAGCUAGUCAACAGCUUUGAUGUCGUCGUUGAUGCUACUGAAUACGGUCCGAGAUGCCCUCAAGCCAAUAUAGAUGUUCGCCAUCUUCUUCGCAUUCCAGAGGAUUUCGUCAUUGAGCCUGAAGCCGAGGAUGAAUUCGAAUGUCUGAACCUGGAGAUUACAUGUCCACCCAACUCACCCGUAACAGGCCCUUUGCCGGUCGUUGUCUGGAUCCACGGUGGCUCUCAGAUAGUGACAUUCUGUUCAGCGGCCUCCAAGAUCUGCGACCCGACCAAGAUUGUGGCUGACUCUGUCAAGGCGGGCAAGCCAAUCAUCUUCGUUGGAAUCAAUUACCGUCUGAAUAUCUUCAGCUUUGGAGAUGGCAAGGAAAGAAACCUGGCGCUCAAAGAUCAGCGUCUGGGAAUUGAGUGGGUGCGACGGAACAUCGCCGGCUUUGGGGGUGAUCCAGACAAUAUCACGCUUUCGGGCGAGAGUGCUGGUGCGAUAUACACUCAUGCGCAUCUCAUCACAGGCCCUCCUGUCAAACGGGCAGUGAUGGCAUCUGGAUCGCUCUAUCUGUCCUCGCCACUGCCACUGGAGAAAGGUGAUGGUUUGAUUAAGUUGCUAGAGUCAAAGGUUCAAGAGCUUGGUCAGCCAUCGUUGCGGCAAUCCUCCGUGCCUGUCUUGAUCCAAGCACUUGAGGAAUGCAAUGUGAACACAGCAUGGAUCCAAGAAGAACCUGAACUAGAAGGGUGGGAAGCCCGACCAGAGCAGGUCGAAGAAGUCAUGAUCGGUGACGUCGAGUACGAGUCAGUGAUCUGGCGCAACGGCGUUGAACUCCUUGAUGGAGAAACGAUCGCCGCCGCAUUCGACAACGAUAAGAAUUGGGGCACCCAGUUGCGGAAAAUGUAUCAUGUCGUCGGCGACCGUUCGACGGCCGCGAAGCUAGGUGCUCUGGAUCUUGUCAACGACAUUCGCUACACUCUGCCUGUUGAGGUUAUUUCCGAAAAGCUGCGCAGUGCUAACAAACGCGUGUUCAACUAUGUAGUGGAUCAGCCAAACCCCUGGCAGGCGUCUAGCCGGGCACACCAUGCCGUUGAUCUGCUUUUCCUCUUUGAUGGGGUUGAUCUCUCCUCCAACCCAGCAGCCAGCGCUGUUGGGAAGGAGAUGCGACAACGCUGGAUCCGGUUCAUCAACAGUGACGGUCCUUGGUCUGUUGACCGAAGGUUCGCCUUCGGUCCGGUGGGUGAAUGCAAGGAGAUCAACGAAGUACAAUUUGCUGCUCGCAGACGCGUAGAGCACUGCAAGGUGCUGCGGGAAGCUGGUCCUAGUGCUUACAUGCCUAUUGUCUUCGCAUUGACCGCUGGGCGCAUCAAUUUGCUAAAUUAG